Messenger RNA from Vitis riparia (riverbank grape), 2248 nucleotides. RefSeq names its product glucan endo-1,3-beta-glucosidase 11. NCBI's taxonomy places the organism in Eukaryota, Viridiplantae, Streptophyta, Magnoliopsida, Vitales, Vitaceae. Gene Ontology annotation, molecular function: hydrolase activity, hydrolyzing O-glycosyl compounds. Gene Ontology annotation, biological process: carbohydrate metabolic process. Gene Ontology annotation, cellular component: plasma membrane. The record is from RefSeq and is a predicted model, not a curated record. The transcript is spliced from 4 exons. Bases 730 to 1947 code for a protein of 405 amino acids.
GAAGGAGAAGAGGAGACUAAACGUAGAAAUUGAAAAUGAUGUAGAGUAUAAAAAUUUGUGUUGGGGGAAGAAGAUGAAUGGGGGGCGCGAGUCAUGAGUUUGAUGCAAACCAUGGUUAGGAGGAAUCACCCAACGCUGGCUUUGCAUGUAUCCUACGUCUCUUUACCUGUCUUCACUGUCGUUUCUUUUCCCCUUUCUGAAAAAUAGAAAAUGGGAAAUUAGAGGAGAAAGAAGAAAUUAAAGGGAUGCCCAGAAAAAAAGGUGGCCGGUUGGGAAUGGUGUCCAUGUGAAGAGUGUCGGACAAAGCUGCUGACGCUGGUCGUAGGCGGUUCCGGGGCCCCACAAAUCAUCGGCUUGAACGACCUCUGAACCAAGUAUUGAAGCUUUCAAUCAAAUCACGGGCAAAGCAUUUCUUUUUCUUGGUUCUGAAUUAGACAAAGGCAUCUCCAUGGCUUAAUCUAAUCUAAGCUGAAAUUAAAGAAGGGCAUCACUCACAGUCACUCGCCUAUAUAUCCGGAACUCAUCCCCCACUCUCCUCCUUUUCACCCUACUUACACUGAUCCAGAGGAGGAAAAUCAGACCUCGGAUUUUCCUUCUUUUGUUUUUCUGGUUGAGGCGGUGGAGUGGGUUCAGGCUUGACGACACAUUCUUCCUCGUUUUGAGUCCCAGUUCCCAGUUCCAGCUGCGUACUACUGAGUGCGGAUUGGUUACUUCUCUAGUAAGGAAUUCAUGGAGUUGAGUAAAUUCUGCUACUCUUCUUUAGUUUUUCUCAUCUCAGGGAUUGUACUGCCGGCGGUGGUGGUUGCUGUCGGCAUCAAUUACGGCCAGAUCGCGAACAAUCUGCCUUCGCCGGACGAUGUGGUUCCACUGGUACGGUCAAUUGGUGCGAGCAGAGUGAAGCUCUACGACGCAGAUCCGAAGGUGCUGCGCGCAUUCGCCAACACUGGAGUUGAGUUCAUUGUUGGGCUGGGAAACGAGUACUUGUCGAAGAUGAGAGAUCCGGACAAAGCGCUGGCCUGGGUGAAAGCGAACGUUCAGGCGCACUUGCCUGACACCAAUAUCACCUGCAUCAUCGUCGGGAACGAGAUUUUGACAUUCAAUGACACUUCUCUCAAUGAUAACCUGCUGCCGGCGAUGCAGGGCGUACACGCAGUUCUGGUUAACCUAGGGUUAGACAAGCAGGUCAGUGUCACCACAGCGCACUCGCUCGCCAUUCUCGAAACCUCCUAUCCACCAUCGGCCGGAGCUUUCCGGCAAGAUCUGAUAGAGUGCAUUACUCCGAUUCUGAACUUCAAUGUCAAAACCGGAUCACCAUUUCUCAUCAACGCCUACCCAUUCUUCGCGUACAAAGCUAAUCCGAAGCAAGUCCCCAUCGAUUUCGUCCUCUUUCAGCCUAACCAAGGGGUUGUCGAUCCUGACACGAAUCUCCACUAUGACAACAUGCUGUUCGCACAGAUCGACGCCGUUUACUCCGCCCUGGCUUCCCUCGGCUUCAAGAAGAUCCCCGUUCAGAUCUCCGAAACUGGUUGGCCUUCCAAGGGCGACGAGGAUGAGACCGGGGCCACAAUUGAGAACGCGAAGAAGUACAACGGAAACCUGAUAAAGCUGAUGUCUCAGAAGAGAGGAACGCCCAUGAGGCCAAACUCUGAUUUGAACAUUUACGUUUUUGCUCUGUUCAACGAAAACAUGAAGCCAGGGCCCACGUCGGAGAGGAACUAUGGGCUGUUCAAGCCCGACGGGACCCCAGCCUAUCCGCUCGGAUUCAGCGGAAUCGAAGUCAGCAGCAACACAACCACCCCUGGGUACGGCGGAAACGUCAGUGUCACGCAGCCGGCUACUUCUUCCACCGGUUAUCUUUCCAUUUCAUCUGCCACGGAAAGAUUAGGUUCCCGUGGCAUUCUAUCCUGUGUGUGGUUGAGCUGGAUUGCACUGGCCCUUAGGAGUUGAAAUGUGAUUGAGAAUUUGAAGUCCUUUACAGCCUCAUCGGCUAGCUGUAAAAAAAAAGAAAAAAAAAAAAAAAAAAGGGAACAGGAAGGGGAAAAGGAAUCAGGGAGAUUGGGGGUUGGGGAAAGGGGCUAUGUAUCAGAUAUUAAUAACGGUACGCCUGAGGAGAUUAGGGAGAUAAUUCUUAGUUUUAGUAUUGAUUUACGCAUAUAGGACAAUUAGAUGAGUGAUAUUUGAUGGUGUCUUGUAUCACAUUUGUUUCAGCCCAUAAAGAAAUGUUGAUCAUUUUCUGUCUUUGAUUUCA